Colletotrichum scovillei is the source of this 3276-nucleotide messenger RNA. Its product is annotated as nitric oxide synthase. Gene Ontology annotation, biological process: nitric oxide biosynthetic process. The transcript has 4 exons. The record is from RefSeq and is a predicted model, not a curated record. Gene Ontology annotation, molecular function: nitric-oxide synthase activity; FMN binding. Lineage: Eukaryota; Fungi; Ascomycota; Sordariomycetes; Glomerellales; Glomerellaceae. Bases 1 to 3276 code for a protein of 1091 amino acids.
AUGGCGUGUCCAUUCCUUCAAGGCACGCUCGCCCAGCCGCCGCGGCAAAUCUCAGCGGAACAAGAGUUCGCCAACAUCCGCUCACAAUACCCAUCUCUCUCUUCAACGGGCUGCACGACAAAGUUUUGCCAGUCCGGUCGGAUGACGCACAUGGACGAGGAGCGCGUCGGCCGGAAUCAGUCCUACGCCCAAGUCCGCGAGGAUGCGCUCGACUUCCUCCAGCAAAUGUACAAGGACGGUCUCAUUGACACGGAGCAGCUGCACCACCGGGCACACGAGGUCCUUCAGGAGAUUCAAAAGAACUCGACAGAGGGCAAGUUCACAACGGCGUCCGAAUGCGGAUCGGAGGCGCCACCGGCAGCAACGGUCGGCUUGGUGGGUGGCCUGUGGACGCAGACUUUUGAAGAACUCGAGUUCGGGCUUCGGACGGCUUGGAAGCAUGCUCGGAAGUGCAUCAUGCGAUCAGAGUAUAGCAACUUGAGGCUAUGCGACCUGAGACAUGUUCGCACGAGCAAAAAGAUGGCCGAGACUCUUAUUGAGAACUUGAGAGUGGCCUACAACUCGGGUGAAAUCAACCCGACAGUCUUUGUCUUCCCUCCCAGAGACAUUGACAGCCGCGGUCCCAUGAUCUGGAACUCACAACUCUUGUCCUUUGCAGGGGUAAGUCUUUCUCCCCUUCCAUACGAGAACCGAACAAGUCGACUAACACGGAUAAAGUACCAACAAUCAAACGGCACAAUCCUCGGAGACCCCGCCAACGUGGAACUCACAAACGCCAUUAUCGAGCUCGGCUGGACACCGCCGCGCUUCCGCUCACAAUGGGAUCUGCUUCCCCUUGUCACCAUGGCCGAGGGAGAAGAGCCCGUCAUCACCGAGCUCCCCAAGGACGCAUUCCCUCUGGUGCAUAUCCGCCAUCCCAAGCACCCCGAGCUCGAGACCCUUGGCCUGCGUUGGGUUCCUGCGCCAGCACUCAGCCGCCUUGGCUUUAGCAUCGGCGGUGUCCAGUACACCGCUGCGCCCUUUAUUGGGUGGUUCAUGGACGCCGAGAUUGGUGUUCGCAAUCUCGCAGAUUCCUUCCGCUACAACGCGCUUCCGCAGGUCGCCAAGGCGAUUGGCUUGGUCGAUGGCGAUGUAGAUGACCUCCCAGACUACGAGCGUCUGGCGGUGCUGUCCCGCGCGCAGCUCGAGCUCAACUACGCCACAUACUGGUCCUUCGCUCAGGCGGGUGUCAGAAUGUCAGAUUCCCUUGGCGCGGCCGAGCAAUUCGCCCAGUUCGAUGACGAGCACCUCAUGAACAACGGCUUCCGCCUCCCCUCUGACCCGUACUGGCUGGCACCGCCUCAAGGAUCCAUCAUCCCCAUCUGGCACCGCGGCGGCUCACCAAACUACCAACCGAAGCCCUUGAUCUGCCGCCACGCCCAAGAUCCCAUCAAGGCCUGGCGCCGACAACGACAGGCCCGCCCCGCGGCGCGGCCUUCUCACCACUUCGCCUCGGACACGAAGCUCAACAUCUCCAUCCCCGUGGUGCCGUCCAUCUCCCUCACGAGGCCCGUCACGCCAGUCUCCCCCUUCGGCACCGCCUCUUCCCCGCCGACCUUUCUCCCCAUCCCUCCUCCGGCCUCGCAGCAGCAGCAGCAGGUAUUCAGGCCCACCACGCCUCUGACGCCGUUGAGCCCCCGGGGGCCCGGGCGCAGGAUCUAUAUCGGAUUCUGCAGCUCGGGCAACGUCGCGAUCAAGCUUUGCAAGAGGCUGUGCGCGCAGCUGCAGCACGCGUGCGACAUCAACCCCAAGUUGGGGUCCGUCGUGGUUCCGUGCACGCUCAAUGCCCUGCCCAUCUCCAUGGUCGAGCCCGAUGACGUGCUGAUCAUCGUCGCCAGCACGACGGGUCGCGGUGAGAUCCCACAGAACGGCAAGGCCUUCGCCGAUGCGCUGGCGAGGAACCCCAAGGCCAUCUCGUGCCAGUAUGCCAUCUUCGCCAACGGCUCGCUGGAGUACGCCGACACCUACAACCAGGCCGCCAUGGACAUUGAGGAGCUCCUGAGCAAGGGUGACGCCCAGAGACUCAUUGGCAUGCGUGAAGCCGACACCGCGACAGAGAACCCUCCGUGGUCUGUCCUCGGCCAGUUCUUCGAUCAGGUUCUCGCGGGGCUUCAAAAGUCGAGCCCGCCACAAGACGAGAACAAGACGAGUGACGUGCAGCGGACCGCUCGCCAGGCUAGACCCUUUGACACCCGUCCGUGGUUUCUGGCAAAGGUCGUCGGGCAGCCUGUCCUGGGCACCGCCGCGGACGGCAUGAAGAGGGUCACCCUCGACCUGGGCGAUCGCGAGUACCCGACCAUGGGCAGCGUCUGGAUUCUGCCGCCAAACUCCCAGAACAAGGUGUCUCGCGUCCUGGGCGCCCUCGGCGUGCAGGCCGACGAGCGGCUGAGUCUUCCCGGUGAACCUACCGUGGGGGAGUUCUUCCAGCGGUUUGCCGACUUGGACCAGCCUUUCAAGUCUACACAGUGGGCGGAGUGGCUGUCUCUUCCCCAGCCGGAGACUCUGGCUAAGGUUCCAAUUGAGAAUGUGGUCCACCAGAUUCCUGCCAACUGGAGACAGUCCGUGACGCUGGACGUGCUGUGCAACGCGAUGCCGACGAUCCAGCCGAGGGAAUACUCCAUCGCCUCUGACGGUUCGAGAACGAAGCAAAAGAACGGAAACACGCUGGAUCUUCUGGUUCAGCACCACCCCAACGGCAAGUUCUCGGACAAGUAUCUCAACUGCUUCGAGACCUUUGGCGCCGCGACCUGCAAGAUCCGUCCUUCGUCACACCUGCAGGCCAUGGCCGAGAACCAAGACAAGCCGAUGAUCGUCUUCACAACCGGAUCCGGCAUGGCUCCUGUCCGCGGACUCCUGCAGAACCGUCUUCAGCGUCUUCGUUCCUCGGGCGACAAGUCCGCCAAGGGCCCCGCGAUCAGCCUCUUUGCCGGCUUCAAGGCGGCCGACGAGUCUCUCGUGCGCGAAGCGGUACAGGAAGCAAGCGAGGCCGGCAUCCUUGAUAUCCUCAGGCUGACGGGGAGUAACAAGGAGAAGAGGAGGGCGCAGGAUGCGAUGCUCGAGGCUGGCGUCAGGGAGAAGCUAGUAAAAAGCAUCGAGGAUGGCGCUCUCGUGUUUGCGUGCGCUAGGCCGAGGGCCGUUGAUGAUUUCUUGAAUAAUUUGAGCGAGGUGUUGGGUCGGGAUGCUAGGGAGGUGUUGGGCGAUCGGUUUAUUGCUGAUGUUUACCAGCCUGCUACUUGA